GCGCGCGCGCAGGGGCCUCUGGGAGAGAGCGGGCCGGCGCCAAUGGUCGUCGUCGGCCGCGGCGGCGCGGGGGAAGGUGGCAACGCGGGCGCCCUUCCUCGCCGCCGCCUCCCUCCUCCAUUCAUUGCCGUCGCCUGCCUCUCCCUCCGGCCCCCUCCGGAGCGGCCGCCUCCGCCGCCAUGGAGGCGCUGAUCCCGGUCAUCAACAAGCUGCAGGACGUCUUCAACACGGUGGGCGCCGAUGUCAUCCAGCUGCCGCAGAUCGUGGUGGUCGGGACGCAGGUGAGGCGAGCAGGCGGGCGGGGCCUGCGCCAGGGUGACCUCCUCCGCGUCCGCCCAGCCCAGGGAGGGGUCGCCCUUCAUGGCCCCUUGUGAGGGGGGCUGGGCGUGGAGGCGCCCAUUGGGGCUGGCUUUCGUUUUAGGAUUAUUCUGAGGGGAGGUUGGGUUUGCCCUGCAGUGUCUGGGCGGGAAUGGACGUCGCUGCUCCUUGCUGCUCAUGUUAUGACUCGCAGCAGUUCCACGUAUUUCCCUCAUGGUUUGCGGUGGGCUGGCGCGCAAAAGGCGCCUCGCGACCCCUCGGCGAGUCUCCCCCUCGCGCCCAGCUUCCAGGCGAAGGUCACUCCUUGGGCGUGAGACCCGGGGCUUGGAGAGCAUGUGACGCUUCCACAGAGCACCGGUUCGGUUCUCUUUUUUGCUAGUCGAGUGGCAAAUGCAAAGAAGGGGGAAAGGUGGCCUGUGGCCCCUUAAGAGACUGGCCGGUUCAUGGCAGCUUAAAGCUUUAUUUUUGGUGCCGUAGCUCUGUGUGUGUGUGUGUGUGUGUGUGUGUGUGUGUGCUUGCGCGCCCCCGCGCGCGCUCUUAGCUGGAACAGACUAGCCCCUUUGGAAUUAGUCGAAUGUGUAAUACGGAAGAAACAAACAAGGAAACUGAUAACGGGGGACUAGUGGAACAGGGUUGUGCCUUCGUUGUGAAGCUUCUUCCCAGGGUUAUCUGGCUGGCUGCUGUGGGAACUGGUGUGAUCCAAGAAAGCAAUUUUGAUGUCAUCUUAAUAAUAAUAAUAAUAAUAAUAAUAAUAAAUAAUUUUAUUUAUAUCCUGCACAUCUCUGGGUGGCCUACAACACAUAUAAAAAUAUAACAAAACAUCAAACAUUACAAACAAAUCAGAAAAGUUCUUUAUCAUGUAGAUUUGAGGAAAUAUUGAAACUCCCACUGUUUUCGGAAUUGGUCUGGCCUCAUGUAUGCUGACCCUACAUAAAGUGUGUUCUCCUCACGGCAACCCAGAAAAGUAGGUCACCAUGCUGGUUUUUUACAAACCAGGGAACUACCUUGUCAGUUCAGUUGAGAUUGAUUGUGAACACAGACAUAUACACUAUCUAAAUCCUGUUGCACCGUCUACUACUGAAUUGAUUAUUUGGGGUUGAAUGGUGAGAGGUGAUAAAGCAAGCUAGAGGGUUUAAGAAACUAUCCAGAUAAUGGUUUAGAGAUAUGAUAUGGUUCUGCUGCUAAAACUGAGCAGGGCCUUGUCCUUUCAUCUGCCUGUCUUGGUGAUGAGCUGAGAACCAUACAUGAGCCUCUCUCAGCUUUUCCAAGGAAGGGCGUGGUGUAAAAAACAGUAAUCAAUACACAAAGGAUGAGAACCUGGAAACAAUGUAUUUUAAUUGAUGUGAGGUAUCAGGUGUGUGUGGGGUGGGGUGGGGAUUAAGGAAAACAAUAAAGAUUUGAGAAUAAGAAAAGUCAGAAGGUUUGUAGGCAUGGGGUUAUCAGGGUGAUAAUGUGAAGGGAAUGGGAAUCAGUGGCAGACUAUUAUCAGGGCUGUAUGUACAACAUACUUUUAAAAAACCUCCUUCCAGGUAAUUGCAUUGUCAAGAGAAGCUAAAAUCUAUGAACUGUAUACAUGCUUUUUGGGGGGCAAAAUAUCAAUCUGCAUUUGGGGGCUAUUUUGAUGUAAUUUACUCUAGAUUUCAUGGUUAUGGCAGGAGCUAGGAUAUUGAAGUAUCUUACCCCUUCCUCCAGUUCUUUGAAACUCAGCCAUGUACAGUGGUGCCCCGCAAGACGAAUGCCUCGCAAGACGGAAAACUUGCUAGACGAAAGAGUUUUCCGUUUUGGAGGUGCUUCGCAAAACGAAUCUCCUAUGGGCUUGCUUCGCAAGACGAAAAUGUCUUGCGAGUUCCUGCGGGUUUUUUUUCCUCCCCCCCCCUUUUCUAAGCCGCUAAAAGCCGCUAAUCCGCUAAUCUGUCAAUGGGCUUGCUUCGCAAGACGAAAAAACCGCUAGAUGAAGAGACUCACAGAACGGAUUCUUUUCGUCUUGCGAGGCACCACUGUAUCUGACUUCAGAUAUAUCAGCCCACAAGCUGUGAGAUAUUGGCUCAUAUACAUAUGCGAGUAGUAAAGGAUCCUAACUCUGCUUUUACCUAUAAAAUAUGGAAUGUAAUUUAUACAUAUAUACACUUUUCAUGCAUGUUGCCUUUUUUAUUCAGGUCUAGGAGAACAUCUGCUGGUAAAUUCCAUAUCUUUUCUGCUGGGAUGUAGGUCCCAUUGAGCUCAGUGGAACUCUCUUCUGGAUAAACAUACUUUAGCUAUAUGGUUUCCAAUAUGGACUGUAAAAUGUAAGCCUUUCUUGAGUUCUGUGACCUUACUGCCCAGGGAUGGGAAUCCUCAAUAGCUCGACCUUCUAGUAUCUGCUCCCCCAUCUAGACAGGUUUAACUAGAGCCCGGGGGACACUCAGUUUUAACUUCCCUUAUUUUUGUCCUGAUUUAUCUCUCCACACCCCACACCCCCAGAGGUCAUUGUUCCUUGCCUCUCUUCCCUGUUAUUUUUGGAAUGCUCUUUUUAAAAGGACAAUGUGGGAAAUAGUGUAAUAAGCUGUUCUAUCUUUUAUCCAAACUCUUCCCCCCAUUCAUUUAUGAUUUUUGUGCAAUUGGUUUGGUUGACCUUCUUUGGUGAAUAGGUGUGCCUUUCAAAAAAUGCCAACUCCCUUGCGCUCAAAAUAGCUACACCGUGAUCCAAGCUGCUAUCAUGGGAAUAAUUUUGCAGGUACAUUUGAAGCUUCUUAUACUGACAUUGUUUCAUUGAUAACAAUGUAGUUAACAGAACUUGGGGUUAUAUCCAAUGCUGCUUUUCCAGCAGCACAGCAGACUUUUGCUUGUGCAAAGCAAAUUUCCCUCAUUCAGGAAUUUAGUGUAGUGCUAAUUGGGUAUGUGUGCAUGGAAUGUGGUCCACUCGUGUCAAAACUUUCCCCCUCUCAUUCCCACCCCCCAGAGCAGAUUUAGGGGAUGGGUGAAGAUGGGUCCUCUCGUGUGAGAUCUCAUUCCGUGCAUGUAGCAACUUGGUUGAAUUCUGUCCAUUGAGAACAAUUCCUAGUUCCCCAUUUUUAAUAUGUUUUCAAUUUGUAGAACUAACAGGGCAAUCCUAUGCAUGUUUACUCAGAAGUAAGCACAUCUCUGCUGUCAUCAAUAUCAUUAUAGGAUAAAAAGAGGAAAAUGUGCCCUAUGCUUGUUAUUUAUCAUUAUAAUUUAAUUUAAAGUUGGCUGUACUCCAGUCAUCUAGAGCAGGCAUCCCCAAACUCGGCCCUCCAGCUGUUUUGGGACUAUUACUCCCAUCAUCCCUAGCUAACAGGACCAGUGGUCAGGGAUGAAGGGAAUUGUAGUCCCUAACAUAUGGAGGGCCGAGUUUGGGGAUACCUGAUCUAGAGGGAAGAUAAAACAUACUCACUCUAUCAGGCAUGUGAAGCAGGACUUGUGUUUUCCUAAGUCUGCUUCUGGAUGCAUUAAGUGGGCAUUUAUAGUUGUGUUCCUCUGCUUAGAGUUGCUCUGGUAUCAUUGAAGAAUUAGUGGGAAUUAGUGGGUAGGAUGAGAGAUGAUCUGGCUUGUAAAUAGGCACACUUCUAGUUGCCAAUUGUAAGUCAGAAAUUGUGUGCUGAUGACUAGGAAGGAAAGCUCUCUCUCUGUCACACACUUACACUCACACACACUGUACUUUCUUUUACAGAGCUCAUUGGGGUUUUAUUCUCUUUCUUCACCUUUACCCACUUAACAGUCCUGUUUGGUAGUUUGGGCUUGGAGAGGGUGAUAACCCGAGGUUAUCACUCAGAGUGUGUCUUGGCCAAGGUGGGUUGUGUGUUGAAACUCUACAUUCCUAGACUUGGUCAAAGGGUUGAGACAUGCAGAACUGCAGGUCCUAAAACAAGUUUAUUGGAGUUCUAGUAGGAUACACUAACGGGUAGUGCAUUUUGCUUUCAAAUCCAGAUAAUCUUUCAGUUUAAGAUGAAUCUCUUGUUUACGUCUUUAUCUCAAUAUACUCCUUUUCUUGUACUGGGGUUUCUGUAUUCUAAUGCAUUUGCAACAUGAAAUCUUGUGUUAGCCUUGGAUGUUGCUUCAUUUUGCAUUAAACAUUUUUUGUUUCCCCCCUGCGUGCCUUCCUUCCCCCAUGCCUCUCCUUGCUUCAUGCUUCACUGAUACUACUUUUCUUUGGAAAUAUGCUCUGUUGAACUUAAGUGACCUAAUUUUUAUUCUCUGUAGGCAUGGUUUAGUCCUACUUAGUAAGUGUUUCCCAGUUGGAAUUGGAGCAGUAUUACACAGAGGUCCUUGACUUACUUUUUUCGCUAUAUUCUAUGCAGAUAAAAAAUUAAUGUUACAACUCAUUUUUUUAAGAUUGGGUGAACUCUGUUUAGUCGUUGACAGAUCUAGGACUCUUUCUAGUGUACGUUGGGGAAAUGCAAUGAAGCAUCUGGCUGGCAUAGUGUUCCCCCUCAUGGUUGCUUUUGAGGAAUUGUGCUUUGGAUGUACACAUGCAAGUGGAGGCUAUCCCAUUUUUUUUCAAGUGUUGGAGGAACACACAUCAAGAAGAGAAGGGAUGUAGCUCAGUGGUAGAGCAUCUGUGUUGCAUGCAGAAUGUCCCAGCUUCAAUCCCUGGCAUUUCCAGGUCGGGCAGGACCCCAUCUGCACUAUACAGUGCAUUUAAGCAGUAUUAUGCCACUUUAAACAGUCAUGGCUUCCUCCCAAAAAUAAUGGGAACUGUAGUUUAAGGAUGCUGAGAGUUGUUAGGAGACCUCUAUUCCUUUCACAGAGCUACUUCUUCCCAGGGAACUCUGGAAAUUGGUUUUUCAGCCAAGAGAGACUCCCUCUUCCCGAACGACGCUAUGUGGUUAGAAACAUAUCAUCAGCAUUUCUGUCUACGUUGAUAGGGAAAACCAGGCUUAAUUUUUGAUAUUUAUCUUCUAAAUUGGAAGAGUUAAAGUUGGUAGCCCUCUAAGGUAUCACUUUACCUGGGCGAGGAAUUCUUUUCAUGCUUGCCAGAUAGAUGCUUGAAAUGGCCUGAGGCUUAGGCCUGUGUCGCUUUUGUCACAACACUUUUAAAAAUGUCUUCAGGUGGGUCAAGAAGUAGAGGCACUAUGUGGGAUCUCUAUGCAUGUUUAGGAAUAGAGGUAGAAAGUAAAAAAAAAAUGCUAAAAGGCUAAAAUGCAGAGCAAAUGAUAAAUGAUUCAAAAAAAUUGAAUUGUGAGUAUUUUUCACAUUUCAGCUAUAGUAUCUCUUUAAAAAAAGAUCUAAAAAUCAAAAUUUAAUGCCAAUAUAUUAUAAACUUGACCAAUUUCUGUUGAAUGUAAUCCAUCUAAAGGCCUGGCUCACACAUAAUGCUAAUACAUGGUUUAUUUAGCCAAAGUUUGGUUUGUAGCAGAGCCGACUAGACUAACAAUGAUUUGUUUUUUGGCCCCAAACUAUGGUGUAAAACAAUGGCUUAUUGGUUUAUGAACCAUGGUAUGCUUUAAUUAUCAUUUGGCAUCACAGUACAGGCAGUGACCAUUUUAAACGAGUAUAAUGGACGUGUGUCUGCUGACCUGCGGAUCCUUUUGGACCCCAAAGAGGGAGGAAUGGGGGCAGGGCGCGCUCUGGGAAUUGCCUGCAUGUCAAAACCCAACAGCCUUUCUUAAACAUGCUAUGUUCAAUUUGAUUAUUUAAUUUCUGUACUUCUUAACGGUAUACAGAAAACUGAAGCAGCAACAGACAACUUAAAAUAUUACAAAAAUAUGGUUACAUAUUAGAAUGUUACAUUAAUACAAAUACAUAUAUGGGUUCUCACACAGGGUCCGUGCUAUGGCAGCAUGAGGCAAGAACAGCUGUGGAAAACUAACCAAGAUUCGGAGAAACAAGCCUGCCUUGUGACUUGUGGUUUAACCAUGUAACCAUGGUUAAAACAGAUCAUGACUUUGCAUUAUCUGCAGACACAACCACUGACUGCUUUUCUUUAUAUGAAAAUAAAAUCCUGGAAGGCAGUCAGUCUUCAAACAGGAAUUUGUUUAUAUACAGUUCCUUAUUUAUACAGAGUUAAAUUCAUGAAUUUCCAGUAAAAAGUCAUUAAUUUCACACUCUCAUCCUGAACACUAACCAAAUGUAAUUCUAUUGUGCAAAAUACAUGUGAGUUGCAUUUACAGAGGUUUUGAAAUACAUUGCAAGUCAGUAUGCAUUCAUUGUUAAAGCAACAAAUUAAAAUGUGUGUGUUUUAGAAAAUGUGUUAAUUCCUGAAUGGAUGACUUUGUUUGAAUCAGUGAUUUAAGUAGAUAUCUUUAAUACCAAUUUGAAUCAGUACUUAGUACAGUGUAAUUCUAUGCAUAUUGACUCAGAAGUAAGCCCCAUUGAAUGGUGUGGGGCUCACUGUGAGGAAAGAAUCUUCUCCAACCUGGCGCCCUUCAGAUAUUUUGGAUUAUGACUCCAGUCAGCCCCAGCCAUUCAUCUGGCAUUUCUCAACCUGGCAGAAUAAAAUCUAAUUGCUGAUCUCAGUUUAACAGGCCUGGUAAAUUUCCUUGAGAAGCUUGGGUUUCUUGUUUUUACGUCCUUGCAAGAUGAUGCUUUUCCUGUUCUGGUCUAUAAAGCGAGGAAGAGCAGCAAAGUGAAACUGACACUAAUUAUCUGUUUUUAUUGUAAAUUCUCCACAGCUUGAGUGUGCGUGGAUCCAGUUGAGCUGUGUGCUACAGUGAGUUGACAGUGUGCUACAGAUUCACGCUGCUUCAGUUAGUCUGUUGUAACUAGUUGGGCAUAGACACGUUCUAGUCUAGGGUACAUUAAGAAGGUGUGACAGCUGCUAUUUCCCCCUUUCUUGCUGCCAAGGUUGCCCCCAUUCAGUGUAUGGAGGAGUGUUGCUGAAAUCCAGAUGAAGACUCUUGAUGAAAAUGUAUAAUCUUAUUACUAAAGAUUCUUCUGUUCUAGCAGGCUUUUGUUGUAUGAGGAAGAUAAUGGCUUUUAAACUUGAUUUUUAACUGCUGAUCUUGUUUACUUGGUUUGUUUGUUUUAUGAAAUUGUAAUUUUAAAUGUUGUACACCACUGCUUUGAAUUGUGUUCUUGCACCAGAAAGGUUGGAUGUAAAUAGUUUAACUGAUAAAUAAAACCCUUUCCCCCCCUUGAAAAUCCGUUUUGUCAGUAACCAAAGAAAUGGCACGUUGAUGUAUCCUCAGUGUAACUACAGAUGCUUAAUUAAGCUGAUAGUGGAAUCGUAGAGUUGGAAGGGACCCCAAGAUCUGCUCCUUAAGAACCCUCAAGGUGGUAAAGGAGUAGAUUCCUCCUCCCCAACAUACUGAUCACUCUGCAGCGGAGGUGACUAACUUGUGCCCCUCAGUGGACUAUCAAUUCCCAUCAUCACAGCCAGCAUGGCUAAUAGUUGGGGAUGAUGGGAGCUGUAGUCCAACAACAUCUGGAGGGCCACAGCUUAGCCACACCCGCCCAGCAAUUUUAUUUAUUUAUUGUUGAGGAAUCCGAUGACUUACUUAGAAGUCUUUAAGCAGCCUCGGAAAUAAGUCCUUGCAAAAAAUUUAUUAGCCUGCUAGGGGCUAGCAAAGGACAGAGGGAGUGAGUCAUUUUUGUCCCAGGCAUGGAACUAAACCUGUUUUCUAUGAAGUAUUCCACAUGGUUUCUGUCUUGGGUGCAGAGGAGGGUUGGAGCACCCCAUCCAUCCUGCCCGCUUAUCAAUUGUUGUUGCUUACAGCUACCAGACUAGUGCUGAAAUACAAAAGGCACGGUGCAAGUUGCUGCAGACAAAAUACCUUGCCUUUUAAGAAGUACCCCUUUAAUAGCAAGUAGAAGAAAUGCAUACAGUGGAACCUUGGUUCUCAAACUCAGUCCUUUCUGGGAGUCCAUUUGACUCCUGAAACUGUUCCAAAAUCAAGGUGCGGCUUCCGAUUGGCUGCAGGAGCUUUCUGCACUCAAACGGAAGCUGCUUCAGACGUUCGGCUUCCAAAAAAAGGUCGAAAACCGGAACACACACUUCUGGGUUUUCGGCGUUCAGGAGCCAAAACAUACGAGUACCAAGGUAUUUGGGAACCAAGGUAUGACUGUAGUUACUUGGAAGUCCUACUACUGCUUCAUGAAUUGGGGAAGUGAGUGCAAGCAGUUGUUGUCUGUGUGUGUGUGCGCGCGUGCGUGCAUGCACACACACAGUCUUGGGGCUGCCGCCCCUGUUUGCAUUGCUCACCAAGCCUCACGGCCUCCUCCUCUUACACCUGAGCCAGAUCUCCAUCCCCUCACAACUCCUUCAAGUUCCCCAUAUCCUCAAGACUUCCGCUGUGUCCCUCCAUUCCUGUUUGAGUCAGACCUCGGCUGCUGUUUAAAACCACCCCUUUAAAACCUGCCUCUUUUAUUGCUCCACUCCCCUGCCAUGACUUCCUGAAAUAUUGCAAUGAGAUGUCCUCCAGUGGGGGUUGUGCAAUGGCAGCCUUGCAGUUUUGUGUCUAUAGGAGGUUUAUGUAAAAUUCAUUCAUUCAUUAUCUCUUUCUCUCUAUAUAUAUAUAUAUGUCAGAAGAGAGAGAGAGAAAAUGUACAGUACAGCAUUUGAAGGAGACUGUUGAGGUUAUGGAUGUAUGCAGAAGUGUUUACAGUAAAAAACAACCCAAACAAACAACAAUAAGCAGUAAGACCAGCAGCUAAAAAGAAAAAAAUUGACCCAUUUAUAUUGAUACAAAUGGAGAUUUUGAGGCCAGGCCCAAGUUGUCAUUUAGGGCUUUAAAGGUUAAAAAUCAGUCUCUGGAAUUGAGCCCAGAAACUAAUUUGCAGUCAGUGUAAUUUAUGCUCGAUUUGAAGAAGGAAAUUUAUUAGAGCUUAUUGGAAGUAUAUGUCAACAAGUUUUGGAGUACUGAGGAUCACUGUAAGGACAGAUUAUGUCAGAGAUGGGGAACCCAUGGUCCUUAAGAUGUUGGACUCAAACUCCCAUUUGCCCCUGCCAACGUGGUCAGGCGAGGGAUAGUUUGAGUUGGGUUAGACUGUAACUAAAUACGGUUAGCCUUGUAAUAUUUUUCAGUAACUUUUUAUGCUUUUGUAAACUCUAAGCUCUGGCAUAUAACAUUGUAAGUGCCUUUUAAAAAUCAUAGCUGAGCUUCUGAUAGUUCUUGGAUUGUUUUCUGAACGAAUGCUUCAGAGCAUUAUGAUCCGUAAUUAGCUGCUUCUGAUAGGUUGGCCUGUUAGUACUGCAGCAAAGGUUCAUCAAAAUUAGUGAUGAAAUUAUUUAAUUAUAGUUGCAGAAAGGAUUAAUAGCAUGUAAUGGUGUACUUGCAUUAGCGCCCCAUCUUUUAAAUGUUGAUUUUUUCCUACUUAUCAUGGGGCUCUUUCUGAGGCUUUUUCUCCCUCACCAGUUGUACUCACUGUAGAAUUGGGAACAGAGUCUGGUCUGGCACACUUCCUCUCUCACUUUCCAACCCCAUCUGUUGUAUUACUUGAUCUAGGGGGGGCAGCUGCCGCCCCUACACCCAUGCCUGGGAGGCAGCUAUAGUUUCCCUCCCUUUCAUGCUAGGUUUUCAUGAAAUGCUAUGAUGGGAUAAAAGCAGAAUUGCCAACAGAGGGCAGUCUAGAUCUGUUGCAACAGAUAGAUCCAUCUUUUUUUUCAAAGCCUGAUUUUUUUCGGGGAGGUUUUUAUUGACACCUGUCCACAACCUAUGAAACUCCCAACUCUGUCAUUUGUUCAAGGAUAUUGGAAUAGUAGAAUGUAAUAUGCAAUUCCUUUGCUUCCUUUUCUGUUUUCAGAGCAGUGGGAAAAGUUCUGUGCUGGAAAGUCUGGUGGGGAGAGACCUGCUCCCACGAGGCACAGGGAUUGUCACCCGGCGCCCCCUCAUCCUGCAGCUGGUGAACGUUUCUGCAGAGGAUCUUCGGAAAAAAACUGGAGACGAAAACGGUAAGGGCUGCUCAUAAUGGGAUGCGAUCCUUAAAAGGAAACUACUGUUCAGUUGCCGUUAUACAGUCAUGCCAAGUUAAGAAAUAGCCAGCAUUUUAAUUUUAAAAGCCGCCGACGCCUUUCCACGGCCUGCGUGUGUUUCACAUUUUUCUCUCUUUUUAUAUCCUGAGGGCAAGGCACAGCUGCUUUGGAUUUGUACCACCUGCACAACAAGGAAAGCUUGCUUGUGCCCUUGCCAUUCCUGUGGGUGGUAUUACUGUUACUCACUCAUAGCAUUCAGCAAUUUUAGAACUGAAGUUGUGUGUCUUCUAUUUACAGCUGCCUCAUUUUGGGGGUAGUGGGCUACAUCGCAAUUGCACUUAGCAUUUUAAUGGAAUGCAUAGGAAGUUGCCUUAUACCGAGCCAGAACAUUGGUCUGACUGGCUCAGUGUUGUCAACGCUGAUUGGCUGAGGCUCUCCAAGGUUUCAGAAAGGAGAUGUUUCUAGUCCUACCUGGAGAUGCUGGGGAUCAAAUUUAGGGCCUUAGCAGAUGCUCUGUGACUGAGCUAUACCCCUUUCCUAUGCUAAUAGCAUUUGACAGAGAUUGCUUCAGUUCUCAACGCUGGAAGGUAGGGCAGUAUUAUAAUGAUGUUGAGAGAAUAGGGGCUUACCUAAGGCCACCUGGUGCAGAGGAUGGCAGAAAGAUGGUCCAAAUAGUUGGAUGAUUAGGAAUAGAUUUAUACGUGUUUCUGAUUGCCAUAAAAAAUAGGAACUGAGAAUCAUUGCAUUCACAUCCAUCCAUCAUUAUUGCAGGGGUUUUUUCCAUUCAUCUUAGCCGAAAUAAUCAUUUUGACAGGAGACAAUUAUUCUCACAGUAACUGGAUAAUCUUCAUUUGUUAGAGAGAUUGCUUUGUUUUUGGCUUAGAAUAACUGAUGCCUGUUUCCUGUAAUGGGUUGGAGAGCCCUCAGAUGUUUUUAGGGCGGGAGAUGGUGGGAAGAGAACUGUGUGCACUGCGCUGGGCUUCUUGGAGGAAAGGUAGGAGAGAACUGUAAUAAAUAAAUGGAUUGCAGCUCUCACUUGUUGCUACUUUAUUAAUGUGUAUCCUGCCCUUCCUUCCAAAGCAGUCUGGGGUGGGACAUACACAAGAGAUAAAUCAAUCAAAACAUCGAAAAACAUCUCCAAAAUAUAUGCAGACUGGGAAAGAUCUCUACAUAAAAGUCUUGUUGGAAGAUGCAGGCCUUCAGUGGGCAUUGUAAAGGCAGCAGGAGGUGUUAAAUAGAGGCCUGUCUAAUAUUUAAGGGGAGCAAAUCCCAAAAGGUAGGUGCCACAACACUAAAGGCUUGAUUCCUAUAUUGUGCAAAAUGGGAUUUCCUGAUAUCUGCCGGAGGCCCCCACCAGUAGGCUGCAGUGAGCAACUGGGUAUAUAAUGGGCAGGGUGAUCUUCCUCUUCUAGCUGCUACACCGUAUGAAAAAAAAAGAAUUCUGAAGGAAUAAAGAGACUUGGAGCCACUUGGAGUUUUUGUCAACCAGUUUCAUAAGCUGCAUCAGAAGCUAUUUGACCUGGAAAGGAGUGGUUGUGUCUUGUCUUAACUGGUUCAAAGUUUUGUGCUCUGGUAAUGCCUCCUGUUUAUUUAAGGAUAUUGUCCAUUUGCCUUCGAGAUCACCAAAGCUUUCAUCUUCCCUUGAAUAUCCAUGAUUUUAAUUGAGGGAGGGGAAGAGAUUGUGUGGAACCUUUUCUAAUUAUAGGAACAACAACUAAAUCAUUGACAAUAUGUUAAGAUGAUUAAGUGCUUUUUCCAGUUCCUGUUUCUGAUUUAAAUAUCUUUAAUGCUGCCAUGUAAUAUUACAUUCUGAAAAUAAUGACCUGAAAUCUUUGCCAGCCUUUGUAAACUGCAUGUAAUAAUUGUUAUUGCUUGGAGGAGCCAUUUUGCAGUGCAGUGUUGGAUUUGUGUAUACCUGUAAAUCUAUUUCAGGCUUUGGAAUAAAUCUUAGCCUGCUUGCUGUAUUUGUGCUGGUUUAUUUGAAAGGAGAAUCCUCACAAAUAAUCCACUAACACCUGCCAGCUGAAGGUUUAUAACGCACACCCUACUUAAGCUGCCUCUAACAACAACUGGGAUUUGGGGAAUUAUUUGUUUUGAAAGCAUCACCUUCUUUGUUUGUGGAAUCCCCCAAAUUCCCUUGUCUUGGCACAAUAAGAGUACAAUGCAGUUGAAUGAAAUGGUUGGCUAAAAUAAACCAGAAUAUGUUGCAUUUUUUCAUGCUUUAUAAAUGCUCCUGUUCUCUUGGCUAAUUUGUAUCUUAAGCCCUUGAUAUGAGGUUAUAAUAAUAUUUUCCUUUUCCACAAGUGAAGGAGAGUUUGGGACUUUCCGUAUAGCUUCCCCUUUAUAUAUGUUCUUUUUAAUAUCCUGUGCAAGCUUUUUCAGCAGGAAAGUUGACACUUCUGUGCUGUUGCCUUUAUCUAGGAUAUAUAUGAAACAGUGCUUGUGUUUCUUAUCCUAGUAGCAUCAAACAUCAGCUCAUUUUCCGACUAGCUGCCCAUUAUACCUGUUGGUAUAAAACUAUUUGAGAGAUGCCAGAAAGUCAAAAGGGAGGAUGUCUGUUGAAUCUCUGCUGGAAGCAUGUUUCACAGCAUGGGACCAGUGACACCAAAUGCUCGAUUUCCAGUUGUGGCCAGCCAGGCCUCUGUAACUUGCAGCAUUCCUCCAGAUAACCUCCAGAUGGUCCUUAAGGCAUCCUAGACCCAAGUUGUUUAAGGCAAAAUGACAUCAUAGAAUCAAAUGCACAGCCUGCCAUGAUGACACCAUGUCAUUUUCUGUCACUUCUUCUUGUUGGCUCCCGGAUUCAAAGGAUGUGAUAACCAGGAGCCUGGUCUUUGUGCUCAUCUUUCUUUCGCUUGGUUUGGGUAGAGGAAAUGGGAAUAAGCAAGGGAUUGUCUCUUCUGGUCUUCCAGGUCUAAGCAAUAAAAAGAGGGAGUAUGCUUGUGUGGAGAGAAAGGGCGUUAUUUCUUUACUUAUCCUUUCAACAAAGCCCAACUUCCAUUCCAAUGGUUUUCUUGAACCCAUUCCACUGUCGCAAUUUAAUAUCACCUAUAACCCAUGAAGCCUUAACUUACCAAUAACCCUUGUAACUAUAAGCAUAUUAAAAAGCCAGCCAAGUGAAGUUAUAGUAUUUAACAAAUAAAUUAGUGUUUGUUUAUGACUGUAUUGUGCGGUAUACAAACUUAUGCGCUUACCUUAAUGUAAGCACAUUUUAAAUGGAUAUACACUUUGCUAACUCAUUACUGUUAAAUACCAAAAAGUUUAUUUUACACUACUAAACCAAGAGAAAGCAAUUAGGUACCCUCUUGAAGCCCUUUUGCCAAAUUGCCCUUGUACUUACUCCACCCCAGUUAAGCCUCACCAGUGCUAUAACUGAUUACUUUUGUUGAAGCUCCUGAUUCAACCUCAACUGAAGGCAGCCCUGUUCAGGGAAGCUUUUAAUGUUUGAUGUUUUAUUGUGCUUUUAAUUCUGUUGAGAGCCACCCAGAGUGGCUGGGGGAACCCAGCCAGAUGGGCGGGAUAUAAAUAAUAAAUUAUUAUUAUUAUUAUUAUUAUCUACUGACCUACUAAAGUGCAGAUAUCUCCCCCUGUCCUGUCCUGGAAUCUUUUUCUGUCUCUCCAGACAUCAGAGCCAGGCGUUCUUAACUGCCUCUCACUUCUCCUUCUCCCCUUAUCUCUUCAGCCUAAGCCCAGUAAUUCAUCUAACCCAGCACAUCUUUGACCACUUUGCUUGCCUUUCAGGUCUUCUUUCUUCUUCUUUGAUGCUCUCUGCUGCCUCCUCCUUCUGCCUGUCCAGCACAGGUGCCAACCAGCCUGGACAGACCAUCCCAACUAACCGCUGCUGACCAGUACCUGGCCAUAUAUAUGCUUCUUCUAUCCCCUCUAGUCCAGGCCCAGCCAAUCACACUGCCUGAGUAAAUAUUCUAAACCUGCAGCCACCACCCAGAAUAUGCCUGUCUUCUAUCACUUUGCAUACUGAGAGUUCUAUCUCCAACCCUCACCAAGUGUCAGUUAAGGAGUCCCAGGGAAAGUUAAACCGACUUUCACCUGAACAGGCAGAAGGCUUCCCUCAUCAGAUGCAUUACAGUGUAUAAUAUCACAAUACAAAUGCUAGCAUGCACUACACACUACCCUUUAAAAGACAGUUUAAACAAGCAGGAUUUCUUCAGAGCUCUCAAGGUUGCUUUUACAGUUCAUGGGCCUUCAUAUCAUUCCUGUUAGAAUGCAAUGCCCCUUACAGAUAAGAUUUUCCCAGGAAAGAGGCAAGCCAUACAGAUUUCUGCAUUCCAUUCAAACCCACCACAUUUCCAUUCUUCCUCAACCUCUGCUCUCAGGCAGUCUCACAGGAAGAAGGCCAUAUAAGUCCAUAACUUAUAUGACUUCAGACUCCCCUGACCUCGGUGACUGAAUACUCUGAGCAUUGACUUUUGAAAGUUGUGAUACCUUAUACAUCUUUUUAAUAGUUUUAAUGUUCUCAUAUGGCUAACACAGCAAGAUGUAUUUAAAAGGAGCUAGCCAAAUAAGGGAUAAAUGUAACAAACAACACAGUAGUGUAUCUUAAUACAGUGGUACCUCGGGUUAUAUACGCUUCAGGUUACAGACUCCGCUAACCGCUAAGAAAUAUUACCUCGGGUUAAGAACUUUGCUUCAGGAUGCGGCGGUGGCGCAGAAGCAGCGGGAGGCUCCAUUAGCUAAAGUGGUGUUUCAGGUUAAGAACAGUUUCAGGUUAAGAACGGACCUCCGGAACGAAUUAAGUACAUAACCAGAGGUACCACUGUACAGAGAUGCAAAUUAUGAAGUACGGUAGUGAUCGCUGAUCUUGUGUUGCUGUAAAUGCAGGCAGACCAUAACUCCCUGAUUCUUAGGGGGUCUUUUAUUGUUGAUGAGAAAUGUGUAAGUUUGGGGAGAAAGUGGUAACAAGACAUGCUCUCCCUCCCCCCCCCAUCAGCUUGGUGUAAUUAAUUCAUGCCCCUGCAACUCUUGACUGUCUGUAAUGUUUGUGAAUUUUGGCUUUGUUUGGGUCUAAAACAGCAUAAUAAAGAGACUUAACAGAGUUUUUUCUUUUCUUUUCCCUCCUGCUAAUCCUGCUGUGAAAGAGUCUGGAAGUGAAAUGUCUAGCCUCUUAAGUUUUUAAAGUGGCCUUUCACCUAAGAAUUUCUUCUCAUAGAUAAUUUUCUUUUUUCUGGCUGGGUGAGUUAAGGAGGAAGGAAGAACAAGUAGCUCUACAAGAAAUUGAUAUUCUUGUCACUCCUUUUGGGUUCAAAACAAAAAUGUCAUUCUUAGGGAAAUAAAUUAGUUUGAAGAUGAGAGCAGCAUUAAAUUUGGAACAUGACAUUAAACGAAGUAGUGUCAAGGUACCCUUUCACUGAAUUUUAAGAGCUCAGGUUGAAUGUGGAGUGUAGAAAUCGUUAUCUUAUAUAAACAAUACAGUUUAUAUAUCAAGUUAUCAAGCUUUUUGGAACAAAGUCUGAGAUAAAUAAAGUGAAACUGGACAAUCAUUUCCUAUUCAUAAGCCGAAUUUAUAAAUCCAAGGUAGUUCUUUGUUAGCACAAUGUAUGAAUGGUGGCCGCAGUUCACAAUUAUGGACUGCAAUAACAUACUUUUGCAGAAUUUGUGGUGGUUUGUUAUGUUAGAUUUGUUGUUUUUUGGCCAGAAACGUAGGUGGCCAAGAGAAAUUGAUGUUAAAAAAAAAAGAGAGACAAACUUGGAUGGCGAGGUUCACAAUAAAGAAACAAACUGUUUGCUACAGUUGUGGGUUGUGCAUCCUUAAGAUCACUUUGGCUCAGCAUGCAAAACAGAGUGCGAUGGGAAGCAAGAUAGCAUCUGCUCACCCACCAGAUGGCACCUGUUCCUCUCCUUACGCUAGUUGGGUAUAAAGUUGUGCAGGACCUACUUGCAAAAAAGAAAAGAAAAAGAAAAAGAAAAGUCCAGUGCAGCUUGUCCUGAAGUAUGCUGGCAGUUUCAAGAUUUUAUGCAAACACCUCUGUGGUUCAGCCCUGUGUAUGAUGACCUUCAUUGCACUGAAUAUUGAAUAGCGUAUAUGAUAUCCAGUAUGUGAGUGUCUGGGUUUGGAGGCAAUACACCCACAACUAGUAACUAGCUUCUACACGUGUUAAAGCCUUGCCCAAACUGAGCCACUGUGAUGGUUUUUCAUUUCCUUUAAGUGGUGGUAUCUUUCUAAACUACUCAUCCUUGCUCAUUUUCCCCUUCUAGCUUAAGUAAAAUCUAUUUGCCAAAUGGUGGUUUGUCACUUUGCAGUAUUUAUGCUAAUUAGAGGGAGUUACUGACAGCAGCAGUUAUCUCAGUUAAUAUGCACUGUUAGGAUCACCUUGAAAUACGUCUGCUGCUAAAUUAAGACUGGUUUUCAGAAUGUUACAUUCUAACUCUGCAUUAAGCAUGCAUGCAUUUCUCGUGUGGCACAUAUGUCUUAAUGUAUGUUGUGAUUCCUGCAAGACUGAUAAUGUGCUAUCACAGAGGGUCUGGAGGGAGGGAAAAAUAACCAAACUUUUGAUGCUGUUUCUUUUCAACUGCAGACCCUGCAACUUGGAAACAUGCAAGGCACCUUUCGAAAGGUUUCCUAUUCACUUCUUUUCCUCCUACACAGAAUCUGCAUGCUUUUGUAUUCUAGCCACAUGCAUACCAUGCCACUUUUAUUGCUGCCUGCUGUCCUUUAUUUGCACAUUUACACUCUGGCUGCUGUGCUGAAUAGCUGUUGUUUUGCUGGGCCCGCUGGCUUAGUUUGCCGUUUCCUUCUUUCUGCCUCUGUGUCAAACUAGAAUGCAAUGUAGAAAUCUUGACCUAUUUUUUAAAAAAAGAAAAUUGUGAUAAAGUGCUUUGUCAUAAUAACCAUCACUGGUUUUUUUUUGUUACCAGAUUGUACUUUUAAAUCUGUGGUAGCAAGAAGUCUGUUGGGAAUAGCAAAACAAAGAGAGAUGAAUUUCAAAUAAGUGCUUAAAUAAUAACAGGACGUGAAAGACUACAUGGUGCCAUAAAUGCGGCCUGUGGCCUGCCAGAUGUUGACUCCUGCCAGUCUUGGCCAAUGGGCAGAGAUUCUGAGAUUUAGAGUCCAUCAACCACUGGAGGGUCAUAAUUUAUCUGUCCCUUGUUUAAUGCAAUGGACCUCUCAUCAAAAGGACCCAGAAGGGCUUUCCUACUUGUUUUUAGUAAGGAAUUAGAGGUCUGGUGGCUCUCCUGUCCCGCUUUCCCACUGGCUGUAGUAGCAAGGGCUCUACAUCACAAUCACUGGGGGCAGAGGUAGGGAGGAGAAUGGUAGGAGAGGAGGAAUUGUGUGCCCUACCUGUGUUCCUCCCUGCCGUUCUCUUCCCUGCUGGUACUGAGAUGCAUGUUGCUGUAGCCUGCAGGGAAAGGGGUUCAGCAGCUUGUGACUGCAUAGUAGAGAGUCCUUCCCACCUGCAGCGGUGCCUUUCACUUGACAGUGAUCCUGAAACAGGUCCUUGGCCUUGGAACCAACUUGUAGCCCAUGACCAAAACCUGGCUGUCUCUCUAAGGUUAAAUAACUUAAAAGUUGCAUAUCCAGAGUUGGAGACCUAUCUUGCCAGUGUUCUUACCCUUAAAUCCGAUUGACCUGAGCAUAUAAUACAAUGUGUGUUGCUGGUAGCCACAACUAGAAUGUGUCUCUAGAGGACACAUGUGCAAUGCACUUUCUUUCCUGAAAGAGAUGUCGUCAAACAAGCAAUGUUACCUGCUACCUUAAGAUUCUAGGAAGUGAAAUAUCACAGGAAGCCAAGGGUAAGACAGUAUAAGGGGCAAAAUUAGACAUAUUAGUUGAUUUGAAAGGUGUGAAGUCCUCCGGUUUAUGAACCAGACCUUCUUAGAUAUCUAGUUUUUGUUUUGAGAGUUUUCUGUUUUGAAUGUUUGUCUCUUUUCAUUUCCCCUUUUCUCCCAGGAAAGCUUAUACGAAAGCUUCAUUUUGCACAUGUUGAAGGAAAUUGCCAAAAAUUUAGGAUGCUUUGGUGUAUGUGAUAUGAACAGAGCGUACCGGACAACAAAUUAGUGUCGCCCCCCCCCCACUCAACCACCAGAUGUCUUGUUCUUGUAUGACUGAGUGGCCCCACUUAAGCUACAGUUAGCCAUGGCUAAAGCCCCAUUUAAAACCAUUUAUUCAAAUAGGAGUCUGAUAAGAUUGGGGCCAUUGCAGAUAAUGGCAUGUUGUACUUGUAUGCCACAUACACACUUGUUCAAUCACUCUUAUCACCACGUGUGGGACUCUGGUCAACAAAGUGAUAGUAAUAUAUGAUAAGGAGUAUAUGUUAGGCCCCAGUUUUUAUCUUAUUAGUAUAAGAAUUAUAAACAGAAAUGAAGAUCUUAGUAAAUAUUGAGGCAUUUGAUUUCUGGCGAAUUGACACUAGAUUAGGGCUGCCAUAUGUCUGGAUUUUCCAAGAUAUUACCAAGAUUUCAAAGGCGGAAUUGAUGUCCGGGGGGGGGGGGGGAUUUCUGAAAGGUGGCGCUUUGUCAGUCAGAAAAUGUGUUUUUUUUGGCUUUUUUGUAAAAAAACAAACAAAAAACCCUCAACUUUUUUGGGGGUUUCUUAAAAGAAGCUCCACAACUUUCGGGGUGUCCUGGUUUUUCCUUUUUGAAAUAUGGCAAGCCUACGCUAGGUCCAUUUGACGAAUGCUCCUUAAAUGCUUGGGGUUUUUGUUUUUGUUUUCCAUCACAAAGGUUGAGCAUAGACAAACUCAAUGGAGAAAAUGUACUUGAAGCUGAAAAAGUUGGUUGUGUUGCUCCACUUCUUCUCUCAUGCCAUGACUGUCUCUUUCCAGGGGUUGAUACUGAAGAAUGGGGAAAGUUUCUGCACACCAAAAACAAGGUACGUUUUCUUGAUUUUAAAGCCACAAAUGCACAUAGGGAUUUUGGUGUGUGCGUACGUAUGUGGCAGGGGGAGAUGUCCUGAGGAAAAUGCACUCUGGUGGGCCCCCUCUUCCGUUGGGGGGUUUAGCUGGCAUUAGUGGCGGACAGCAACAGUAUUGCAUGGCUGAAGGGUGCAGUUUUGAUUUCCUACAAUGUCCCAGUGUGGUACUGUUGUCACAGGCAUUAUGGGAAACUAAAAUGGCAGCUUGACGUGGCCUCCUGGUAUUGCUCAAAGCACAAGCCAGGAGAAAUAAACAAACAAUGGGAGUUCAGGGCAAGCAUCAGUGGUGGGUCCUGUCAGGGUGCUAGGACCCUGGCAGCUGCCUGAGGAUGUUGGGUGCUGAUGUUGAGGGUUUUUUUCCCUUUUCCUUUUUAAAACUUCAGCUCUACUCAGACUUCGAUGAAAUUAGGCAAGAAAUAGAAAGCGAAACCGAAAGGAUUUCAGGAAAUAAUAAGGUGAGUGACUAUGGUUGGCUCAUCUUUUAAAAGAAGUAAUUUCAACACAGAAACCACAAUUGGGAAACAAUGAUGUACAUUCUUCAGAUUGGAAUUAUUUUGAUGCAGGAUCUGGAGCCCACAAUUGAGAAACAGUCAUGCUAUUGCUUUCUUAAGCCAAGUCACUUUUAUCUAAGUUCCAUGUUCCCAAAGAGGCAGAAUCUACUACUGACGUUGCUCAUAAUCUCCAAGGACACAGCUCCUGUCAAUCUUCCCUCGUGGCUUUGCAUUAUUGUCCUAAGAGCAUUGGCUUGUUCUGUGAACUAAGAGGAGCUAACUUGAGGCCCUCCAGAUGUUGCUGAUCUCCAAUACCCAUCCCUGAUCCAGUGGAAGCCGUAGUUCAGCAACAUCUGGAGGGCCAGAUGUUAGUGGCCCAUGAAUGUUGUCUUCCAUACAAAAAUCAGGCACAUUUGUCAGGCACAUUUAGGGACAAAUAGCCGAAGCAUGUAGACUAAGCAAAAUUUCAGACAUGGACACCUGAACUGAGCAGUAUGCUAGAUUAUAAAGACAGGUACCCAAAUUACAAAAACAACCUAGAUUCAAAGGCUAAUUUAGGUUCAAUGAUACCUUGUUUUCUGAAGGUUACAGUUAAGCAUGUUCUGGAGAAAUUAUUCUUUGUUCCUUUUUCCAUGGCUUUCUAGGGAAUCAGCCCUGAACCAAUUCAUCUAAAGAUUUUUUCCCCUAAUGUGGUCAAUCUGACUCUUGUAGAUUUGCCAGGAAUGACAAAGGUAAGAAGGUUUUUGUUGUUGUUGCUGUAGAGUUAACUGAUGAAAGUUCUAUAUUGUUGGGUUGGGUUUUUUUUUUUUUUGCCAAGUGUGAAAUGUGUAUGAGAGAUCAAUUAAUACCUUGUAUUAAUUGAGCCAGUGUGGUGUAGUGGUUAAGAGCGGUAGUCUCGUAAUCUGGGGAACCGAUUUCGCGUCUCCGCUCCUCCACAUGCAGCUGCUGGGUGACCUUGGGCUACACACACUUCUUUGAAGUCUCUCAGCCCCACUCACCUCACAGAGUGUUUGUUGUGGGGGAGGAAGGGAAAGGAGAAUGUUAGCCGCUUUGAGACUCCUUAAAGGGAGUGAAAGGUGGGAUAUCAAAUCCAAACUCCUCUUCUUCUUGUAGCAGACAUUUAAAAAUGUUUCUCGCCAAGAUCCCCAGUUAUCUCCCUUCCUUCCCUACACUAUGCCCAGCAAACCCCACCACAACACUCUGCAAUGGGCUCUCUCAGGUCCCUUUGCCUUCCUCCUUUGUUGUCCCUUGGCUGCCUCAUCUUAACUACAGCAUCACAAGGCCUUUCUGGAAUUAUGAGAGUCAGUCAGCAACCUUUCUCUCCCUAUAAUUCUCAUGUUUUGGGGUUUCCUUCCUGGCUUUCUCUCCUCCUCCUAGGAGUGGCCUUUAGAUGUUGUGCAUUAGGAGACCUAACUGCAUAUGCAUCGCUCUCAAUAGAUGUGGUUAAAAGAAGGAAGGUCCACUUUCUUUUUCUUCUUCUCCUCACACAGGUGCCUGUAGGUGAUCAACCAAAGGAUAUUGAACUUCAGAUCCGAGAACUAAUCCUUAGAUUCAUUAGUAACCCAAAUUCAAUUAUUCUGGCAGUCACUGCUGCCAACACGGACAUGGCCACUUCUGAGGCCCUCAAAAUAGCACGGGAAGUGGAUCCAGAUGGUAAGUGGAGGGGGGAAAUCAGGUUUCAGCAUGUCUGAUUUUUCUCUUUCUAGGAAACACACUUGUACAACACAGUUGAUGAUGUAACUCAGGGAUGGGGAACCUUUGGCCUUCCAGAUAUUGUUUGGCUCCAGCUCCCAUCAACCCUGACUAUUGGCCAUGCUGGCUAGGAUGGGAGCUGGAGUUCAAUAUCUGGAGGACCACAGUUACACCAUCCCUGUAGCUGUUAGCCCUUAAAAUCUACUGUAUCUACUGCCUGUUCUUACAAAUGUGAUUUGAAGAAGGGGUAGUUUGCAAUUGUAAUUUGUGCAAUUGAAAUGGCAAGAUGCUUUCAAAGAGUUACCCGGUUGAAGUGCUUUCAGGCCUUCAAAUUGAAGUCACAUCCAUUAAUUUCAGUGGGUCUACCCCGAGUAAGACUAAAAAUUGAUACAACUCUACAUACAUAAACCAACCAUGAUCUCCCAGAGAAGACUUUCAGGCACCUUGGUCCUUUCUGGUUCUUUUUGCUGCUGCCCCAUGCUGAGCUAAGCCAAAGUUUGGCUCAUCUAAAGCUGGGUUCCUUGCUAGCCUUUGUCAUGGAUGUGUUUGCAGCUGUGAGCUCCUCUGGGAGAAAUGGCAAACCAGCCUUGGUCCUAGCACAAACUCGCAAUUAAUCUGAGAAUGAGUAAAUGAGUAAUGGUGAAUUUCUCUUCUCCUGCAUAGCCGUGUUCACUGGUGCCUUUCCACAUUUCCUUUUGUUUUUACUUUGGGUAGCUGUUUCCUAGGCUUGACAAAGUUAACCCAUGACCAGCUUAAUGUAAAAUGACAGUUUUCCUGCCGCUCUGUUAGGGCGGCGCACCCUUGCUGUGAUCACAAAGCUGGAUCUCAUGGAUGCUGGCACUGAUGCUAUGGACGUACUUAUGGGAAGAGUGAUCCCUGUUAAACUCGGCAUCAUUGGCGUGGUGAAUAGGUGAGUAGCAUCAGAAUGUGGUCCUUCCGUUACAAAGCAGUGCUUUACAUUCCCGUGUUUUUGUGCCCUGUGGGGAGAGGGUUGAGGCUGUUGCAAUUACUGGGCUCUUUGGUCCUCAAAUCGUUCUUGGAUGUUUCUAAGACUAGUACGAUGGGAAGGCCUAGGAGAAUUGUGGCCUCCUACGCCGGUAGGAGCAGUUUGGACCAGUUUAUUUGAGGGAUUACCUUACUCCACUUUGCCCAUUUGACCGCUUUGAUCUGCAGUACAACCACCAACAUAGCAUUGUAAGAAAUAUAUCUUCUAGGGUGAUAAUCACCCACACUUUGGAACUGCCUGCCUAUUGAAAUUGUUCACAGAUGCCUUUGCAGUGCUCUUUUCAAUGACUGUUUUGUUCAGGCAUUCCUAUCUAGACAUGUAGCAGCUGACAUGGGCUUUGAUCUUGUUUUUUAACAAUUGGUUUCAAUUACACUUUGGUUUUUAAAGUUUUAACUUGGUCUUUUGUUGAUAAUUUCAGUGUUUUAUUUUUGUGUAAAUUGCUUAGAGGUUUUUUUGUUUUUUUGCAAGUGACCAGUUUAUAAAUUUUGUUAGAUAAAUAAAUCUGAUGCCAACUGAUUUAGGAUAGCGUCAUGGCAUAAUGUCACUGUUCCUUCUAAGCCAGAAGAACAUGUUAAUUAGAUUUUGGCAACAGAAAAAGAAAAUGAAAUGGUAUCUAAAUUAAAUGAAACAUGAUUAAUUUUCUGUCUCAUUUUUAGGAGUCAGUUAGAUAUUAACAAUAAGAAGAGUGUUGCUGAUUCAAUUCGUGAUGAGUAUGGUUUUCUCCAGAAGAAGUACCCCUCUCUAGCCAACCGGAAUGGAACAAAGUACCUUGCUAGGACACUCAAUAGGUACAAGGAACUGCUUUGAUCCUAGUUUAGAUUUUUCUCCAGUUAGAAUUGUUUUGACUUGUUCUGGCCCAUCCCAGUUGUGUACAGCUUUUUUGCACUUGGCUGGUGAAGCCGGUAUUUAAGGGACAAGUGACUGAUAACAUCCUGAUAUUUUCAGUUCUUUUGCAGUUUUGAGUCUUGCACGUGGAGGCCAUGAAUGGAAAGCUGGCAGUUAUUUGGGAGGGAUUGGAUGAUUUGGUGUGCAUGGCCAGUUUCAUCUGAUUCUUCCCAGUGCUCUUUCAGGAUGCCAAACGUAGAAUGGAUGAGUGACUGUUUUCAUUGAGAGGGAAGUAUGGGGUUGAGUUACAUGUUAAACCUCAGACUUGGGGUUGAAUCCAACCAAGUCAUUGCAUGAGUGCAAUGGCUUCUGCAAACAAAAAGGAACUCUCCAUCCUGUGCCACCCGCCCCCUCCCCCAGAUCUGCUCCAGAGUGUUGGGAGAACCCCCAGAGCAGAUAUCGGGAGGAUGCUGGAGGUGGGAUGUGGCGUGGGGAGUUCCAUUGAGCUCAUGGAAAUUGUUUCACUUUUGCAAUAACUUAGUUACAUACAACCUUUUGUUUACAGUACUGAAUUUUGGAUUGUGCUCUACAUCAUACUGGCAGUAUGUGGUGUACAAAGUACUAUAUUUUAAGGUAAUUGCCACUGCUACCUUUACAGCAGUGGUACACCUGUAAGAUAAAUUUUGCCUCCCUUAUUGUCUUUGAACCACAUCAUUUGUAGUUGUUGUCUGAAGAAGAUCUUUAACUGAUACAUUUUUUUAGUCUGCGAAAGAUUGCGGAUAGGAUUAGAAGAUGAAGUUUUAUCUGCGUACACAUGCUUUAUUAAUUACCGCUUAUGUCUUGAAGAAUAAGAGAGAGAGAAAGUGAUGAACAGUUAAAAUCUCCUGAGGUUGUUGGUAGUGCUGGUUCCAUUUGCCCUAAACCACACCUCACUUCAACCUGACAUCCACAGACAGCUCAUAUUAGGUUCUUGGGGGAGCUGAUUUAAAUUUGGAAAGAGGGAGCUGGUUAAAUACCUUAUCGCAAACUGCUGCUUUCCCUAUGCUCAGUGAGCCAGAUGAGCUGAAAACAAACACAUGCAGAAGAUCACCAUCCCAGGUCUCCGAAAUGAAGUUGAGUUUGGCCCUAACUGAAAUAAAUAAUUAUUUAAAAAUGGAAACUUUGAUUUAUAAUGAGUCAUUGGUCCAAUUAGCUCAAUAUUGUCUACACUGAUUGGCAGUGUUUCUCCAGUGUUUCAUUCAGACUGGGUACAUUCCCAGUUCUACCUAGAGAUGCUGGGGAUUGAAACAGACCUUCUGCAUGCAAGGCAGAUUGUCUGCCACUGAGCUAUCGCCCUUGCCUCCUACUCUGUAAGGUUUGAUCCCCCCCCCCCCAAAAAAAAAUCUGUAUGUUAGUUUUGUAGAGUUUUCUGUUGAAUGGCAGUAGCAUAGAAUCAUGAUGGCUUUUAGACUGGUGAAAUAUUAGGCAUUUAAACCCAUAGUAAGCUACCGCUGGGAGAAUGUCCCACUUGCUUAAAAGAAAAUGAUGGUUGCUUAAUAACUGAAAUGUGCUCAUGAAAAACUGAGUGGAUUGCAUGUUUUGAGCUGUUUUCCUUAAAGUGUUGCAUUUUCAAAUUCUGUUUUUAGGUUGCUUAUGCAUCACAUCAGGGAUUGCUUGCCAGAACUGAAAACCAGAAUCAAUGUUCUAGCUGCUCAGUAUCAGUCUCUGCUGAACGGCUACGGGGAGCCUGUAGAUGACAAGAGUGCCACAUUACUGCAGCUGAUUACCAAAUUUGCCACCGAAUAUUGCAACACCAUUGAAGGGACAGCAAAGUACAUCGAGACUUCAGAACUGUAAGCACAACUUCUAAUUUGGCGUGAAGUUGACAUGGAUGGCAGAUUGUUUAGAAACAUUGCAAUUAAACUGAAAUUUGCUACAUUUUUAUGAAUCCAAUGAGCUCAAGUAUAGGCAAUAUUAUUUGGCUUCCCUAUUUUCCUCCCUGUUGUCUCAGUGACUGUUUUUCCAUUUUCCAGGUGCGGUGGAGCUAGGAUUUGCUACAUUUUCCAUGAAACCUUUGGGCGUACCUUAGAAUCUGUUGAUCCACUAGGUGGCCUUAACACCAUCGACAUAUUGACAGCCAUUAGAAAUGCUACUGUAGGUAUUAUCCUUCUUUAACUUCCUGUAUAAGAUGCAGUAUCACUUUGCUGACCUGCACUCUCUAUGCAGUGGGUGGAGUUUCAGUGCCUGUAGAGCAUACAGCUUAGUGCUGUCUUGGGAAAGGGCACAGCACCCUGGGGAAUCUAAAUUAUUACAACGGAAUAAAAAUGAAUCUGUUUCCUUUUGGCUUGUCUAGGGUCCCCGCCCGGCCCUGUUUGUGCCUGAAGUUUCAUUUGAGCUCCUAGUAAAGAGGCAAAUCAAACGAUUGGAAGAGCCCAGCUUGCGUUGUGUGGAGCUUGUUCACGAGGAAAUGCAGAGGAUUAUUCAGCAUUGUAGCAAUUACAGUACACAGGUAAAAGAAGGAGCUAAUUUGCAAAAAUGUGUGUCUCACAGGGUGUGAAAAUAUCCCAGAAGAAACAUAUGAUGGUGGUAUGGGUGGCAGAUAAAUAAUUUUAUCAUUUACAUGCAGCCGACUUGACUGGGUUACCCCAGCUACUUUGGGCAGCUUGCAGCAAAAUACAAAAUCAACAUAAAACAUUAAAAACUUCCUUAUACAGGGCUGCCUUCAGACGUCUUCUAAAAGCCAUAGUUGUUUAUCUGCUUGGCAUCUGACGGGAGGGUGUUCCACUAGGAUGCAUUAUUUGGACAGUGCCUUUUGAGAGAACUCUUCUGCUUGGAAGAUGGAGUUGACAACUUUAAACUGAAAACUGCCAGAGUACUAAUGUGGACUCACAUAGGGUUGUGUGUAUACAUAUGCAUUCUUGUAUUAUAUUGGGGUGGGCAAGUGAUUGUGGUCCUCCAGGCUUCUCUGUGCAGCACAAGCCACACCUCUCACUUGCCCUGCCAUGCAGUCUCAUCUAAUGAACGUUUCCUUGAACUGUGAUCAUGUGAACUUAGUUUGUGUGAUCUAUGAUUAAUUCAGUUAGAUAGUUCAGAAGUCAAACUCUUUCGUUGUUUUGUUUGUAUUCAGGAAUUGUUGCGUUUUCCGAAGCUCCACGAUGCCAUCGUUGAGGUUGUGACUAGUCUUUUGCGUCGAAGGCUACCAGUUACAAAUGAAAUGGUAAUCUAUUGUGGAGCUUGCUGUGUGCAGUGGCACGUUCCUUUUAAUGGAGAGUAUUGGUGAAAAUUCUGUAUUCCACUGUGGGCCUAGUUAGACUGAUGUGUAAAGAAUAAUUUUGGGGUUUAGCAUAAUAGAUUUGGAAGACAGGAGUGCCUGGCGUGCUCUGGUCCAUGGGGUCAUGAAGAGUCGGACACGACUAAACGACUAAACAACAACAACAACAACAAUAAUAGAUUUGCAGAUGAAUACUCCUCAGUGCCAGGAUGCUCCCAGCUAGGGAUGCCAUUAUUUCCUUGCAGUUGUAAGCUCCCCUCUGGUCUUAAUUUUAAUUUGUUUUUUCCUGCUUCUAUUGGUCCCUUGGGAACAAAAGGGGGAUUUGUCUGUGUCCCAAGAAGUUGCAAAAACGUUUUUUUUACUGGCUGCUCUCAGAGGUAUCCUGCUGUAAAACUGUGAUGCCAAAAGUUUUUUUGUGUUCCCUCAAAAUGUAUCCAUUUAAAAACAGUGUUGGGGUUUUUUUUUGUUUAACCUGACCGCUCCAUGGGUCUCCUGCCAAAAGACUUUUGUGAUCUCCUGCAAAGAUGAUUUCCAUUGUAGGAAAAAUGGCCACACCCACUUUUAAAGUUUGGCUACACCCAGUUUGACAUGUGACCUCCAGAGGGCCAGAAAAAGACUAGCCAUCGCCGAUGUGAUACAUUAAGCCAGUAACUUCAGGAGAUACAUGGUUAAAUGCAAUGGUGUAACAGCCAUCACCAACCUGCUACCUUCCAGAGGUUUGUGUCUGCAACUCUCAUCAACCCUUGCCAGCAUGACAUGAUAGGCCGACAGGUUGGCAAAGGCUGGUGUAAAAUGAUUUGCCCUUGGCAGAUCUUAGGAUCCUAUGCUAGUGCUGUGCGACUGAACUGCAUUUAUAUGGAUGUUUUUGCUACUGAGAUCAAUUCUAGGUUAUUUGUCAUGAUCCCUUCCCUAACAUUCACUGCAAUGGGCAAAAUUCUAAACUUUUAAUUAUAUUCUUUCUCAUAGGUUCACAAUUUGGUAGCCAUUGAGUUGGCCUAUAUCAACACUAAGCAUCCAGAUUUUGCAGAUGCCUGUGGACUAAUAAACAACAACAUAGAGGUAAAGGGAGAAAGUCUCUCCAUUAAUUACAAAUGGGUCUGCCAUCGCGUGCACAGUUAGUUCUAUUUUGCAAACUCUGAUCUUACUGGAAUUACCAGAUUUUCCUAUCAGCUGCUUUGUAUGAAUAAAGAUUCUAAAGGUGAUACCAAACAUUGGUCAGACUCCAGGUAGAUCCAUUGAAAUCAAUGGACAUCGCCUGCGCUUCUGUCUUCUGUGAGUAUUGCAACUUAAAAGAAACAUAAUGAUCUUGCCUGGGUUGGGCCACAGACCCAUAUAGCAUGGAGGUGUCUCUCAGAGGACAGCAAUAUAAUUAUAAAAAGCUUAUAAGGUGGGUCUGUGACUGCAACAUUUAGCAAUCAGUGGUCAUCUGGCUUUGAACAGAAGGGUUUUCUUACAUCUGCAGUCAGAAUGGAUGUGUGCAGACGCUGUCCAUUCUGGUAUUCUGAAUGAAAAGUCAGCUGGUGCUUUGUCCUUGUGUGUCAAGAGAAUUCCCCCUCCCCUUUUUUCCUUCUACCUUGGUUUUACAUUGCUUGUGUCUCAUUUGGAAGUUUGCUGAUAGGAGUUAUUCUUAUGGAACGUUACCCGGUAGCCUUUUCUGCUCCCUCUUUGUAUAUAUUCUCUCCAGUGUCUGCCAGUGUCAUUAUGUGAGUGUAAAUGAGGGGAGAACCCACUCAACCACUUUGCUAAGAAUUCCAAAUAGCUCUGUUUGGAAAGAGAGGACACCCCAGCUUUCCUUUUUAUGUGGCAUGAGCAUAUUGAAUGUUUUUUAUGCUUUUUCUUUCAAAGGAGCAAAGGCGGAACAGGUUAGCCAGAGAGAUGCCUUCUGCUGGGUCACGAGACAAGGUGAGUUGUUUGGCUUGAUAUACUUCAUGGAAUUUGGAAGUGGUGCUUAAGAUCAAGUCAGUCAUAAUGUUACCACAGUAAUUAACAAAGAGCUCCAUUUAUUCAUGGGAGUCUGGAGUUGUUGGGCGGUUCUGUUCCAAAAAUUCAAGUGCAUGCAGUCUUCUGAAAUUUCAGCCACCAAGAGGGAUCAAGGAGGCUCAGUUAAAAUAAUCAGACAAGCAAUGCUGACGUCAUUUUCUGCCCUUCUUGCUUCUUUAGUCCACUAAGCCUCCUGGUGUUUUGGCACCACCCACCCAGGAGACCCCUACUGCUGGUUCUGCCGAGGUUGAUGGCAAGGUCUGUCUUUGUUUCUUCCUCUAAGCACUGCAUGCUGAAAUCAUUUCGUGGUGCACUCUGGUAGUGGUUGAACAUGAUUCUCAUAAGCAUAAGCAUUUUUGUCCAGAUUUUGCCUGUCCCAGAUCAUGUGUUGCCAGCUGACAAAGUUGGCUAGUUAAUUUAAUUACAUUAAGGUAGUAGGUUUCAAGUUAUGUCUUGGGGAGCCUUGGAGCUUUCUUUCCACUACUGCUCUGUUCCUGUUGUGGGCAGCUUCAGGAGGCUGUUGGUUGUGUGUUCUUAGGGCAUUGUUCUUCAGUGUUGGAUCACCAGUGGUUGUUGGAUCACACUCCCAUGAUCUCCAUCCAUCAGAGCCCAGGGGUCAGGGAUGAAGGGAAUUGGUAGCCCUGCAACAUCUGGAGAUGCAAGGUUGAAUAACACUGUUCUGAGUAAAGCUGUGAUUUUGCAGCUGUAAGCUGCAUCUGUGACAAACAAAAGUUCUGCUUGAGCUGACUCUUGUGCCCUAAGAUACCUAUUCCCAAAUCUCUUGCAACACCCACUUUAACCUUAAAUAUUUGAGCUGCCAGUCUUUUGUAUGAAACUUGAAAAUGUGAUGAUUUUAAAAGUCUGUUAGGUUUAUUCUGGUGCGUAUCAGGAUACAAGAUCGCACAUUUACCAGCCUGCCUGCCACAGCUCCUUCACCUUGAGCAUGUCCAGCUGAAAUGCUGCAAGUAGAGGAUUGAUAAAGUAGGGAAUCUGCUGUGCAGAAAUAACCCAUAUUCCAAACCAAACCAUUUAACAUCAUUCAUAUUUUGGGUAUUAAGCCAUUGUACCAGUGAAGACUAUAUAUGUAUCAAAGGUCUAAGAGGAGUCUGCAUGUGCAGGAGAUUGGGGAUAGGCCUUUGGACACAUUCCCAUCCCAUGAACACCAUUUUAACCUUCACGUGUUCGCAUGAAUGACUGAAGAGGGCUUAGAAAAAAACUGGGAUGCUCUGAGUUUUACCAUUUGUUCUGUUCAGUGGGAAAAGCCCACUUAAUGAGGAUGAGAGAUUUUCUUAGUUGGGCUGGGGAACCUGCGGUUCUUCAGAUGUUGGAGAUGGUGGGAGCUGUAGUCCAACAACAUUUGGAGGGCCAAAGGUUAGCUAUCUUGGUUCAUAGCCAUUCAACCCACCUAGGGUCACCAAAGGAGCAGAUAAGAGUUCACAUAAUCUCGUAGCCUUCCCCCGUAAGUUUCUCUUGCUUCUGACAGAAACAUUGGUCCAGAUCAGACAAUUGUUCCCAUAGCUAAAUAUAACUGUGUGGCUUAAUACAGUGAAGCUGGCACUCAAGGAAAGCUGAAAGAGGGGCUCUCAGCCUCAACACUCUUUCUGCGCUGCAUGGUUUAUGAUCCAGGAAUGAUAAUUCAAACUGAGCCUCUUGAAUUAUUGAGCAUAUCAAAACACCAAAUGACCAUUUUUAAAAAACAUCCGCCCAUCUCUUUGUUUGAUGCUUCCUCUCAUCCUUGUGUGCGCUGAUGUAAACUCAGUCUUGAUUAUAAUCGGUUGCUACAGCCUAUCAUCUUUCUCAUGUACUUAAUAAAGUUUGUCUGUAGUUCUCUUGCUGAAUACCUAGGUAUGUUUGCAUGUCAACCUGAGUGAUGAAACAGAACCAAUGGAGAACAAAUCCCCUUUCAGCUAUGAAGCUCACUGGGUAGCUUGUCACUGUUUUUAUUUAUUUAGGCAGUUUAUAAACCUCCCCGUCAUCCAGCAUGUUGUGGCUUCCAAGGCUGCUACAUUCAAACUGAAAUAUUGAAUACAUUAAAACUCCAUUAAACAGUAAAUAUCAUGCAGUCGUAAUAUCAAUAAAAUCCAUCAGAGCCAUAAAACCAAACACUAAUGCCAGUUGUAAACUAUGCUGGAAUGCCUGGGCAAGUUGGAAAGUCUUUCUGCUUUUUGGAGCCAGGCAAAGUUGGUGGCAUUUGGGCUUUUCUGGAGAUGGCUUUCUGUGUGUAUUUAGGGCACUAUUCAGUCUAACCUUCCUCAAUGGUGUGUGUGUUAAAUUGAAGAUUUAAUUUCUUGCAUGUAGAAUGGGAUUAAAUGAAUCACUAAUAAUCAAGCAUUUGGAACGCAGGACAUUUUCCUUGCAAAUAACUGAUUGGAAUUUGGGUAUUGUAUAUUUUCUUUGUAUUAGACAUCCUCUGCUGUGGGAGAUGGAGCUCAGGAAGCCGGAACAGGCAACUGGAGAGGCAUGCUGAAAACCUCCAGAGCUGAGGAAAUAUUAGCUGAGGAAAAAUCAAAACCAGUAACGGUCCUACCUGCUAGCCCUCAAAGAGGCCAUGCUGUAAAUUUGCUGGAUGUGGUGAGUUCUCAGCAUAGGAACAAAAUUUGCAAGCUGGUACAAGAAGAGCAGGGUGUGCUCCUCACAGAACUUAGGAGUGGGCAGGGUUUGGUCCUUUUGAGUUAUGUUCUCAACCCCCGUUUUUAAACAUGGCUGUCAGCCAAAAGUAUAUUGUAGCUAGUAGCCAGGAUAGAGGUAUUCUUUAGGGGUAAAAGGUAAAGGUACCCCUGCCCAUACGGGCCAGUCUUGACAGACUAGGGUUGUGCGCUCAUCUCACUCUAUAGGCCGGGAGCCAGCGCUGUCCGCAGACACUUCCGGGUCACGUGGCCAGCGUGGCAAGCUGCAUCUGGCGAGCCAGCGCAGCACACGGAACGCCGUUUACCUUCCCGCUGGUAAGCGGUCCCUAUUUAUCUACUUGCACCCGGGGGUGCUUUCAAACUGCUAGGUUGGCAGGUGCUGGGACCGAACGACGGGAGUGCACCCCGCCGCGGGGAUUCAAACCGCCGACCAUGCGAUCGGCAAGUCCUAGGCGCUGAGGUUUUACCCACAGCGCCACCCGCGUCCCAAAAGUAUAUUGUAGCUAGUAGCCAGGAUAGAGGUAUUCUUUAGGGGUGGGGGAAUACAAAUUUAUUGAUCACCAUGAAUUCUAAAAGGUACUUUUGGUUUGUGCGAACAAGUACUUAAUUUAUAUCAGCUGCAUAUUUUACAUGCUAACUCUGUACCAAAUUAUGCACCACUAUAUUUAUACAUUCAGUUGGACUAUCAUGUGCAAAUUAGCAAAAUGGACAGGGUGGUUCAGAUUUCAUGCAGUAGGAGAGGAAUAGAACAUUAUAACCCACUCUUUAUCUAAAAGGGCUCUCAGAGUGGCUUAUAAAUGACAGUACAAUAAUUCAACUAAUCGUUUAAUAGCAAAAUGCUACUGGUUUGUGCAUUCUGUACCAUCCUGCCACUGUGAUUUUUGUAGCCGAUUGCACAGACUGUCAUUUUAACAGAGGUUGAAAUGAUAGAUGGAGAGAGGUGAGACUCAUGGGUUAUUUUUAAACAAGGAUAUGCACUGUUUAUACAGGAAAUAUAUGUAAUAUGGAGUAGCUUGAGUUUUCCCAGGCUGUUUGUGGCUUUGUUAGUGAUGAUGUUGUCAUGUCCAUAAGCUUUACUCUAUAAUAUUAAGGGCUGGAAACAUGCUCUUAAAAACACAAAGAAUAAAAAGCUCAAUUUUGAGGAGCUGUGUUCUUAGACCUGGCAUAUUUCUCAAGAACAAUGUCCAUUCACUCCAGCAAAGAACAGCAUGUCAUCUUUUUUUAAGGCCCAGGAUCUAUUGUGACUUGUUCACAAGUGACAGCAAUGAUGCCACCAUUUCCCCCAAGAGUCAGGUAUGUUGUGUCACCUCCAAGGUUUUAAUCUGUAAAGCCUCAUAUUAACAAUUUGUUUUUUUUAAAAAAAAAUUCUCUUGACACUUGCCAGCAUUGUUAUGUCACCAGACGGAAGCCACCUCUAAAAUCCAGGUGUAUUUGCCACCUUCUUGUAGUUCCGUCUGAACCUGACUGUCCUUUUUGAAGUCCAGUGGAACUGCAGGCUCAUGAAAUAUUUUUGACUCUGCUUUUUCCUGCAUCAGCCUGUUCCUGUUGCACGCAAGCUUUCAGCCCGAGAGCAACGAGACUGCGAGGUGAUUGAACGCCUUAUCAAAUCCUACUUCCUGAUUGUGAGGAAGAACAUACAAGACAGGUUUGCGAUCUUACUUUUUCAGGAUUUGACCCUCUCAUUGCUUUAUUAUUAAUUCCGAUAGUAUUUUUUACUGUUCAAAAUAUACAGUUGAGCAGCUCUAUGUAGUUUCUUUCCUGUACUUCAGUUCUAACGGACUGUUUCACAAAAAUAACCAUGAAGUUUUAGAGUUUUGGUGUUUUAGCACGGAAACAAAUGUUGCCAUAUUGCGAGUUAUCUUCAGGGUUGUUGUUUCUAAAUUCUGUAAAUACAAAAUACAUGUAUCAUACAACCAAUUUAUUACCAAAUGAUAGUCUAAAACCAUGUGUUAUAAAUACCAAUGUUAGUCUAUCUCAAGAGUAGAUCCAUUGAAAUUAAUGAAUGUAAGUAACAAGUUCAUUCAUUUAAGUCAGUCUGCUCAGAGUAGUCUGAGGUGGCCUCAGUAGCAUGGAAUGCCAUAUACCAGCUUUGGCUGGUGCCCUAGCUACACACCUUUCUGGACAGGGGUAGUCUGACUUCUGUUACCUACACUCGUAACCUGUAGGCUAGAUUGCUGCAAUGUGUUAUACGUUGGGCUGCCUCUGAAGAUGGUUUGGGCACUUCAGCUGUUGCAGAAUUCAGCAGCCAGCUUGCUCACCCGGAAAAACAGUUUGAGCAUAUAGCACUGAUCCUAACCCAACUGUAUUGGCUGCAACUUGGUUUCUGGGCCCUAUUCAAACAGUUGGUUUUGACUACAUGUCUCAGGACCCCAAUACAAGGACUGUCUCUUUCCAUAUGAACUAACCUGGACCCUGCAACCAUCACUUGAGGUCAUUCUUCAUAUGCCCCCUCCAUGAGAGAUCUGAAGAGUGGCAACAUGAGAAUGGGCCUUUUAUGUGGUGGCUCCCUGCUUGUGGAAUGUUCUCCCUAGGAAGGCUCACCUGGCACCUCAUUACAUAUUUUUAGGUGCCAGACAAAAAUAAUUCCUCUUCAACCAGGCCUUUGAUGGUUAAAUAGUCUAUGGUCUUUUAAGUGUUCGGGGGAAGGUUAUUAAUCAUUGUUGUGUAUUUUGUGUUUUUAUGUUGUAAUCUGCCCUGUGAUCUUUGGGUGAAGGGUGGUAUAUAAAUUUAAGAAAGAACCCUUAGCUCCGUGAGUUAUGUGCUUGAUUUAUUUGCUUGCUUGCUUGCAGUGUGCCAAAAGCAGUGAUGCAUUUUUUGGUUAACCACGUGAAAGACUCUCUUCAGAGUGAGCUAGUAGGACAGCUGUACAAAGCCUUAUUGCUGGAUGACCUUUUGACUGAAUCAGAGGACAUGGCUCAGCGCAGGAAGGAGGCAGCUGAUAUGUUACAGGUACUGCAGUCCCUUUUCUGUAACAAGCCAAGUUAGUUUUGUUAUGUACACUAGUAUAGUUAUUUUCAUACUCUGCCACCGUCAGCCUCACAAUUGUGUCUUACAUGGGGGUUUGGUUCUCUGAGAUCUUGUGGGAGCAUCCCAGACCUGGUAUGUAGAGGCAAGAACGUACAAAAAGAGCUUUGAAGCUCUCUGCCUUGCUUGGGAAGCAAGGCCCUUUCCGCAUGCCGGCUUCACUUUUAACUUGUGGGAUUUCAACCAGAUGGCCUUCGACGGUGUAGGGUUGAAAUUGUUCAAGUUAAACGUGCACAAGAUGCGGUUGUAGUGGACCCAAAAUUUAAGAUCCAGUUAGUGCACUCUUUGGCUGAGGUCAUGAGAAUUUCUACCAUUCCUUUUCCAGAUAGGACUGUAUGCAAAGUUCAUUGGCUAUAGACAUGAUCAGAAAUAAGCAGUGUUUUGGCUUGGUUUAUGAACCAAACCAACCCAUCUUCCCUGAAUCUUGCAGCAUGUGAGGUCUUGCAUCUUGCAGAGGUCAGUGCUUUGUUGGCCUCACCCCUCGUGCUACCAUAUUCAGCCAUCACUUAAUUAUUGCCCAAUGAUUUUUAUUGUAUCACUUUUGUGGUUUAUCUCUGCCUGUGACUUGACAAGUAUAAAUCUCAGCAAUUUCUGUUCUUGUCCUAGGCCUUGCAGCGAGCCAGUCAUAUUAUUGCUGAGAUUCGAGAGACACACCUUUGGUGAAGGGCUUCUCCAGCUGGAUGAAGAAAUGGAUGACUUGAAAAUUGCUAGGCGUUAUAUAUACUUAUGAACUUCUAUGUUUACUGCAGUAUGUAUAAAUCUGCUCACAUAAAGACAAUUCAGUUUGGCUUUCUACGGACAGAAAAGUAUGCUGUACUUGCAAAACAAGUCUCAUAUAAUCAACAUAUUUUCUUUACUAGUUUCCUGGUGCAAAGACCAAGGUCUGUUCUCCUGUGAGGAAUUGGACUGGACUGAACUUAAGGAAAGAACCAUGUAAAAAUUCCAGUGCCUGGCUUGCUAAAUGAGUUGCCUGUGGAUAGGAUGAACAGUGUAGUAUUGUGAUGUAGCCUUUUAAGCUGGUUUUGCAAUAUAGGUUUUUCAACCAUGAAGAAAGGACACCAUGAUAUUUUCUUUAAGAUGAAUUUAAUUGCAUGCACUCUAAAGUCUCAAACAGAUAAACCGCACAGUAGAAAUACUGCCUUAUAACUGUGUAAUGUGUACCCUCAUGUUUUAGAACCUUAAAAGAAAUAUCUGGCUAACUUCCAAAAUGCAUUGGCUAUUUUUGUCCUUUAGCUAGAUAAAUCUGGAGUAAGUGGAGAUUCUGCUAAGAAGCGUUAUCAACAAAGAAGUAAUCAGAAUUUGAAGAAUCCUCAUGUCUGGGACCAAAACCCGUGGACAAUCCACUUGUAGAGUUCCAGACUAACAAAACAGCAAUAUUAAAAGGUAUUGUGGCAGAUCAGGUUUCUCCUAAAUCAUUGAAAAGUAGAGAAACUUUAGAAAAUAUUGAUGUAAAAGCACCUGGCCUUUAGAUUAAUUCAAUGGUCCCAACCCAUUACUGUUUUUGAGCUACUUUCAUCUUACGUGUUGGUGUGGUAACUUGCUUGAUUGUCUGCCAUAGUCACCAAAAUCAACAGUAAUGACACUUUAGUUCCUUAAAAUUUUGUAAGUUUAUGUUUAAAGCACAGUACACCUGCUCACACACAUCAUUUUUCCUGCAUGGAAGGAAAAUAUGUGUUACGUUGGAAGAACUAUGUUUUUAGAUUGCUGUGAGGUGCAUAUCCUAAGUACAUAUUGCCUCCCUCAACCUGUGUACUUGUGGGGAAAAAAUAAACCCUUGGCCUUCACACAUUGUGUACAGGAUUUUAUCCACUCAGUCCUUACACAACAGGCUGAAAAGAGUAAACUGAGCUUACAUUUGAGACAAAAGGUAUUGGACAUUAAAUGGGAAUGUUCAGUAGCAGUUUGAAAACAUGCUAUUUCUCUCUUCUUCCCCUUACAGUAUAUUUAAACAUAAUUGUGAUGGUGCCUUUAAGGGUGCAGGCACUUGGAACCUUCUUCAAAAAUCAUACAUACAGCAAGCAUAUUGAAAAUAAAAUCAUGCUUUAAGAUCGCUUCUGAUGCUUUGACAAAUCUGUGGCAUGAUGGUACUUGAGUCAGCCUCCUGAGGGGUAUGUUAACCUCCUACUAAGUUCAGUGAACCUGUACCUAGUGCCCGCUAACGUAGAAUUAUCUCAUUCCCUCUAUUUCUGUUCUUCAGGCAAGAAUGCUGUCACUUAAGUAACCAAAAGGGCACCACCCCAUACCCAAGUAGGCAGUAUGGGUGGGACAACCCCUAUGUUUACAGAAAUACAAAAACAAAAGACUGACUAGAGGGAAACCCAGUCCAGUGAGGGGUAAGGGUACCCAUGAACUGCUGUUGACUGGUGGGGGUCAUGCCAGGUAGAAGGAAGAACGGGCUAAAGUAAUUUAGAGCAUGAAACAAGAACACACUACUGAUGGGGCUAAACAUCUAGAUUGAUGUGAUCAUGUUUCACUAAAGAAUUAACCUGUAAAGGUGAAAACUUCCAGAAGUCACUAUUUUUUUUAUAAAAAAAAAACCACCCCAGUGAUAGUAAGUAUCAGGUGUGGGGACAUUUGGUCCACUAGAUGUUACUAGCUACAACAUUCACCAUCCCUGGCUGUGCUUGCUAGGACCAAUUGGUGUUGUAGUUCAGCAACAUCUGGUAUAAAUUAACAAGGUUGCUGACCUGCAAUGGUUAAAGGCCUUUAGAGGAUGUUUGAUAAAUUUGUCAGAGGAUAAAAAAAGAUAACGUAAGAAUUAAUUCUGAGUAGAUGUCAAAUUACUAUGCAUUCUAAUUUAGCCUGUCUCAUCCACUGUUUUAAAAGGUAUUGAUUUUGCCAGACACAUUAAGACAUGGCCUGGUGAAACCAAUGAGCACUGUCCCAUGGAAGUGGGAUUCAACAUAUAUCCUUGCUUGCUGGAUAUCAGAGGUAUAGUAAUGUGCAAAUAGUUACCAUGUAUGGUGAACCACAGCCUAGGCCCCCUUAUGUGACCCUCAUAAUUCUUUCCCAAGCCACACUGGUCAUUGGCCUUGCACCCUGAACAUUUUUGCAUAGCUGGAAUGGGUCCUUGAAUUCUGAUACAGCUCUUGGUUGCCUGGAUGGAGGAUAGAGGAGACAUAUGUAGAAAUUACUGUAAAAAACUAAAAUUUAUAAUUACAUUUGUUGCUCUGCCCCCAUUUGCUGUAUUCAUCACUGGCAUGUGGACACCAGGAUACAGCUUUGAGCCAGUAAAAGGUUCCUCACAUUAAUAUAUUGCUUAUUUAUUUAUUACUUAUAAUCUCACUGCCCCCCAUCAGAUUUCAGGGUGGUACAGAGGUGGGGAAUUAAGUCUUAUGGUGGAAACUUAACCUUUUCAGCCUCAAUAUUGUUUCAAUUUAUGACACUUCUGUGAUAACCAUGGAUUUUGAAGCAUGCCAAUGUUCAACAAGAUGCUGAGUAUAUAGAUCAUCUGUGGAUUACUACCCCUUGAAAGAAUUCCUAAAGGCAAUCUUGCCCUAAAAAAUACUAAACUACACAAGGAGCAGGGAACUGCCAGCCCACCAGCCUACAAGCCACACAAACACUUUCUACUGACUCCAACGGUGUUUGUCAAAACUAUUGCAGUGAUGUUCUUGAUGGAAGCUUAACCCACAUUCUCCAACAUCACACAUUCCUUCAGCAGUAUUUUUUUGGGGGGUGCAGGACCGUGUUCUAUGUUUGCAGCGGUCACCAUAGCCACAUGUGGCAUGCAGCUCCCAGAGCGACAAGAGGAAAUGCAGCUUUGGGGAACAAAAAGUUCCCCAGCCCUGCUCCAUCUGAAUUGAGAUCGCUAAGGUUUUAAAGGGCAAGCCAGUCUUCACUAGAAAAUCUCUUCAUACUGCCAUGAAGUUUUCAAAUAGACCAUUUCAGUCUCACAUAGUUUCAAGUAAUAUCAGCAGCUGUGAAUAUAUUUAAAAUAGCAGUUACUAAUGCCACUGCUGUACUAGCACUUUCAGUAUUGCUUGCACAGGAUUGAACAAACCACGUUUCUACAAGGUUAGCAUGCGAUGUACUAUAUUAUGCACUUUGAAUCAUCGGGGUGUGUGGGUGGGUGUGACUGCAUUUAGAGUGAUUUUCAUCCUGCCUUUUAGGCUUCUGUAUCUAAGGCAAUGGAACUACACAGCUGUACGUAUUUUAAAAAAUCACUGUCUAGUCCAACUUAGAAUUGAAAAUGCAUAAGCGAAUUGAAAGAACAUUUAACCUAUGCAGACUGAAGGGUAGUUUAUCCAUCAUCAGUACCAAAUGUAUGUAGUUACUUUUGUAAAUAAAGCUGAUUGUGUAGAAAUGAGUUUUACAUCAAUAAACCACAUUUUAAAGUAUUUAACUUCACUUGCUGAGACAGUUGCUAAUGGGUUAGGGGUAAACACUAGGUCACUAUGUCAAGUUAUAUAGCUACAAUAAAUUUCAGAAGGUGUGAAGUUCACCAGCUAACUCAUUUGUACAAGCAGCCUCUUUGAGUAGGUGUUAUUUAAAGGUGUAAAAUUCAACCCAAAUUUUUGAGAUAGGGAGCUUCUACCUACUAUGGCAGUCUGGACAAAACCACUAUUGGAUCAGAGGCCCAACUGUUCACAGGGUAUACAUACUGUAACUCUGAGGCAGUAGACCUAUAUUAACUAUACUUUGCUUAAAACCUAAGGAACUCCCUGUUAGCUGGGAAUCGUAGAACUGCAG
Podarcis lilfordi (Lilford's wall lizard) is the source of this 38618-nucleotide messenger RNA. The record is from the annotation of a GenBank genome assembly. Lineage: Eukaryota; Metazoa; Chordata; Lepidosauria; Squamata; Lacertidae.